UUUUUCCCAGUGGUCACUCUGGAAGAUUUAUUUCACAUUUGUCACCACAAAAAGUAUCUGUCUGUCUGUAAUAACGUGGUUGGGUGGGUCUAGCAGCCGGGCUGGGCCUACAUACAUGUGACUUUAAUUAUGAGGUACUGUCCGUUUCUAGUCCAUAAUGUCUGCAGAUACAGGUCUUUAAAUUAUAAACAUUUAAUUCAGAGGUUAAAUUCUCAAUCACAGUAUCAUCAGAGAAGCAUAACAUCAAGUGCAGGAACUGCAGAAUAUGAUCUUGUAGUCAUUGGAGGUGGUUCAGGGGGAUUAGCAUGUGCUAAGGAAGCUGCUGGAUUUGGUAAACGUGUAGUAGUAUUGGAUUAUGUGGCAGCUUCACCAAGAGGUAUGUAUGUUAAUUUCAGGAUUUUACGCACUCAACAUGGUAUUGGUGGAACCUGCGUAAACGUUGGCUGUAUACCGAAAAAGCUAAUGCAUGAAGCAUCAUUAUUGGGCCAUGCUCUCAAUGACUCGGUUUACUAUGGAUGGCAAACACCACAAAAUAUCACUCAUGACUGGAGUAAACUUGUUGAGAAUGUGCAAAAUUAUGUGAGGUCAUUGAACUGGGGACACAGAGUUCAACUUAAGGACAAAGAAGUUGAGUACCUAAAUGCUAAAGGAUCAUUUGUUGAUGAGAACACAGUGAAGGCCGUUACUCAAAAUGGGACAGAAACUCUGCUUCGUGCAAAGAAUGUGGUAGUAGCAACAGGAGCACGGCCACGUUAUUUGAAUGAGGUUUCAGGUGCUAACGAAUUCUGUAUAACCAGUGAUGAUAUAUUCUCCUUACAAAAACCUCCUGGUAAAACAUUAGUGGUUGGUGGAAGUUAUGUAGCUUUAGAGUGUGCUGGGUUUCUUCAGGGGUUGGGUUAUCCAACAUCAGUCAUGGUGCGCUCAAUAUGUUUAAGAGGUUUUGAUCAGCAAAUGGCCUCCUUAGUUACUGACCAUAUGUCGAGUAUGAAUGUUAAUUUCAUACGAUCAUCUAGUCCACAAAAAGUUGAACUUCAGGAAAAUGGACAGCUAUUGGUCACGUGGAUACAGUCAGGUGAUCAAAAGCAAGAUGUAUUUGACACUGUCAUGAUGGCUGUAGGUCGGGAUCCAGUGACACGUCAUCUUGGUCUUGAAAAUACAGGUGUAAAACUUCACACAAAUGGCAAAAUCCUUUCGGUUAAUGGUGAACAAACUAAUGUAAAGCACAUUUAUGCUAUUGGGGAUAUUCUGGAGGGUGGUGUUGAGUUGACUCCAGUGGCUAUCAAAGCAGGCAAGCUACUUGCAGCGAGGCUCUUUUCAGAUUCUGAACAGUGUAUGGAUUAUGAAAAGGCUGCUACAACAGUGUUUACACCUUUAGAAUAUGCAGCAGUAGGGUUGUCGGAGGAGGUGGCUUUGAGGAGAUACGGUGAUGAAAAUAUUGAGGUGUAUCAUGCAUUCUAUAAACCAUUGCAAUACACAGUAUCGCAGACACCAGCUGAUCAGUGUUACAUGAAGGUGAUAUGUCUCCGAGAAGCUGACCAGCCAAUCGUCGGGAUCCAUUUACUGGGUCCUCAUGCGGGGGAGAUGAUGCAAGGUUUUGCAGUAGCAAUUCAGUGUGGUGUCACUUACAAACAGUUAUCAUUAACUGUAGGUAUUCAUCCCACAUGUGCAGAGGAAGUUGUCAAGAUGCAUAUCACCAAGAGGUCAGGUGCUGACCCUACAGUCACAGGCUGCUGAGGUUAAAUCAAUCCCAUAAUUCCUGCAUGCAUUGCUAACAUAAAAGGUACAAAAUGCUAGGUUUUUUAUAAGUGAUAUUGUAGCAUAAUUAACAUCUUAUGAAUCAGAUAUGAUUUUUAUUUUGGUUACAUUUUUUAAAAUAUUGGUUUCUGCAGUAUUUUACUCAUUAACAACUACUCUUAUAUGUAUAAUAGUACUUUAAUCAUCUAUGCAAAAGGAUAUUAUACAAAUAUAGAAUGCUAAAAAAUGGAACAUUCCAUUCAACACUCAUCCAAUCAAAUGUUAAGAUCUAAAUACACAAUGAUAGUCUUAUUUAUUAUUCAAAUUAUUUUUUUUGCAUAUCUUUGUAAUCAGGCCUGAUGUUACCAUCGAUAUUGAUGAGAGGCGGCCACAAUAUUUAUUUAAUUUAUAAGCCAUGAAAUAGGCACCAAGGGGUGAAGCAUAGCAAGAGCCACUUCUCAGCCUGUCAACAGUGCAAGCUGGUUGAACUAAGCAUGGCUAGCGAGAAUGGUCAGCGUGUGGCUCAAACCCUCAAAGAGAUUCAAGACCUGAAGGGAAGUCGCUGCACCAAACUGCCUGGUUUGAUACAGUAUAGCAAUUAAAAUUGUAUACUACUAUUAGGAUCUUAAUUAGGCACAUAAUAAUAAUAAUGAUAAUGAUAGUAAAUAUUAGUUACAAUAUUAAGAGCAAUGUUUGCAGGAUGUUGGGAUUGAUUGACCUAUGAUUGACUAAUAAAUAAAGCGAUUUUGUUUUAUGAUGUUGUGUUGGUACAGAUGAUGACUAUCUCUUAAACCUCAUUGGUGGAGAAAGUUUGAAGGUGACAACGAAGACCUCAUUUAAAUCGCUUGUAUUUCAAUUAUAAAUUUUUUAAUUUGCCAAUGAAAGCAAAGUAUUUCAUAUGUUUGUUAAAAUAAUUAUUGAAAUUAUAUUUAAUAAAUUGUGAAGGAGGUAAGAA
Molecule: messenger RNA, 2689 nt
Organism: Anneissia japonica
Lineage: Eukaryota; Metazoa; Echinodermata; Crinoidea; Comatulida; Comatulidae
Product: thioredoxin reductase 2, mitochondrial-like
Exons: 15
Coding region: 130-1734 (534 amino acids)
Biological process (GO): cellular response to oxidative stress; glutathione metabolic process; cell redox homeostasis
Cellular component (GO): cytosol; mitochondrion
Molecular function (GO): glutathione-disulfide reductase (NADPH) activity; thioredoxin-disulfide reductase (NADPH) activity; flavin adenine dinucleotide binding
Source: RefSeq, a predicted model, not a curated record